Hyaena hyaena (striped hyena) is the source of this 627-nucleotide messenger RNA. RefSeq names its product keratin-associated protein 26-1. The record is from RefSeq and is a predicted model, not a curated record. The transcript has a single exon. NCBI's taxonomy places the organism in Eukaryota, Metazoa, Chordata, Mammalia, Carnivora, Hyaenidae. Gene Ontology annotation, cellular component: keratin filament. Gene Ontology annotation, molecular function: structural molecule activity.
AUGCUCUCCAACAUUUGCUCUUCUGGAAACUGUGGUUUCCCCUCUCGUGGGAGUCACUGUUAUGUUCCUGUUCCCUCAUCCACUAUUGUCUACACUGCUGGCAUGAACUGCGGUACUGCUCUCUGCUUGCCCAGCCAAAACAGAAAGUGGCUUCUGGACAACUUCUCAGAGACAUGCGGUCAACCUUCCAGCUACCUGCCAUCCAGCUGUGUGCCCACAGACAGCUACCCCUCCACUAUGCACUGUGCCUCCAGGCCCUGCAGAAAAACUGGUUUGUUUCCCAUCGGCUCUUAUCUCUCCAGUUUCUGUCAACCGUCAAUGCAUAAUAGACCUCAGAACUGUUUGUCUAGUCAUCCCCGACCCCAGAACCACCUCUCCUAUGGCUAUUAGCCACAGAACCUCAUCCCCUGUGGGUAUCGACCACUGAAUUUUGUGUCCAGCCCCUGCCACCCUGUGAGAUGUCUCUCCUAUGGCUGUCAACCUUUUGGUUAUGUGUCCAGCAGCUUCAGACCCCUGGACCACGUGUCUAAGAGAUUUCAACCUGUUCACUACAUACAGAACAGUUCCCAACCAGCUUGUUCUUCCUUUCGGACUUCACAAUCUCCAUUUAUUAGAAGAUCAUGCUGA